Anguilla rostrata (American eel) is the source of this 6001-nucleotide messenger RNA. It is a transcript of the gene nlrc3, whose product is annotated as NLR family, CARD domain containing 3. Gene Ontology annotation, biological process: regulation of apoptotic process; intracellular signal transduction. Gene Ontology annotation, molecular function: protein binding. NCBI's taxonomy places the organism in Eukaryota, Metazoa, Chordata, Actinopteri, Anguilliformes, Anguillidae. The transcript is spliced from 19 exons. The record is from RefSeq and is a predicted model, not a curated record. Bases 1542 to 4916 code for a protein of 1124 amino acids.
AAUUAAAGCUCUGCAAGAAGAGUGGGCUGAAAUUUCUCCACAGUGAUGUGAAAGACGGGUAACAAAUUAUAGGAAGCAUUUGUUCGCAAUUAUUGCUGCAACUAGUUAUUAAGUUAAAGGGGACAAUUACUUUUUCACAUGGAUGAUAUGAGUGAUUGAUAACUUUUUUAAUUAAAUAAAAUAAUUUUAAAAAUGUGUUUUGUGUUUAUAUGUCUUAUAUUACAUUUUGACUAAAGAUCUGAAAUUGUUCAUUGUGACGAAUAUGCAAUAAUAGAGGAAAUCAGGAAGGGGGCAAAUACCUUUUCAUGGCUUUGUACAUUAUAUGAAGUGUUUCACUUCCUGUUUUGUCUCUUGCGUAUGUUAACACUCCAUUGCUUCCUGUCCGUGGUCUCCUGUAUUCUUCCGUACUCACUACCACCUAUUCCACUUUAAGGUCCUUCCUUUUCAGUUUAUGCACUGAAAAGAUGUAAUGAAUUGUAUUAAAAUGGCAGUAGAAUUAACGAUAUUUGUUGUAACUGAUACUUCUUUAACAAUCCAGGCCUCUUGCAGAUACUGCAUAUAAGGGAUAUUGGGGAGAGCAGACUAAUUCUUUUCAAAGCUUUUUGAAGGGGUUGGUUUUCGUGUUCUUCCUACAAGUUUUGAUGAUCAUCUUAUUGUUGAACAUACUAUAGCAGAACAUUCAAACAAAUUGGUCAACUUAAUGGCUUGUACAGUAUACCCACAACUAAAAGUAAUGCAAGUUGUUACAGAAAACAUUAACAAAUGUAUAUCUGUGCAGAUGCUAAAUCUUUGAUAGGUGCUGAAGUGUAUUAUCAUUUGCCUGAUUAUAAUUUUCAUGUUAUACAUAUGAUGCUUGGGGAACUGUACAUUUUCUUUGUGAGUUCACAUUUUGGGCAUCAUGUAUGUGGAAGGUGGAGCACACAUUUUGCCACUUAAAGGAAGUGAGUCAUGAGUGUCUGUAUUUUUUAAAAUGCUAUUUAUUCCCUAUAUUUUAGUAGCAAAAUGUUUUUAAGCAAACUGAAUUUUAUGUAUGUCAAUGAAAAAAACGCACUUCUUUAACAUCUGAUAUUGCACCAUUUCACUGUGUUCCUCGGUCAUCAGCUCCGCAGCCUCUGACUCUGUGGUUUUGCUUUUGACUGCAGAUGCUUUUACAGCAUGGUAAGUUCAAGUGUUGUGUUUCAAAGUGAAAUCUGUGGACUGUGACACAGGAAGAGAGAAAGAAGUCAGACAGGAAGAGGUGCAGCUUCACAGAGCGCUAAUCGAACAGUCAUUUUGUUCAGAGCAUGAGUGUACCGAAGAGCCACCAAUGAAAUAAAAUAAAAACAUGAGUUCAUAUUUCUUAAGAACUCCCAUUUCUCCAAAUGUGUGGACUUGAACAGAGUUACUGAUGUUGUUUUCUCUGCCUCCUCUUGAAAGAACCAACGAGAGGAGCAACCCUCGAGGAGAUGCACCUGCAGACUCUCUGAGGGGAAACACAGCUCAGUUCAUUACCCUGGAGUGAUGGAUAAAGGUUAAUGGGUCAGCACUAACAUAUUCUUUUAAUGGAGAGAAACACCCAAAGCAGCUUCACCCUGGAUUCCAAUAGGCGAAUAGCAUGGCAAGAGGACUGUUAUGUCGAUCUUCAGUCUGAUGCCUGCAGCCUAAAAACAAAGAUGAAAACAGAAGGUGUUUGGAUACAAAAGUACCGCAAGCAGCUAGUGCAAUCCAUCUCUGGCCCCUUCCUGGAGAGUAUUGUGGCCCACAUGCGGAACCAAAACCUGCUGAGCCUGGAUGAGACUUUGGCUAUGCAGGCCAUGGUGCAUCUACCGGAGAAGGUGCUCGCUGUCAUUGACACCCUGGCCAACAAGGGCCCACAGGCCUCUGAGUCACUCCAGACCUUCAUUGAGAAAACCAAUAACAAGCUGUACCAACUCAUCACUCUUGAGGACCUGAUUGUGCAGAAGCACACAGAGGCCUUGCAGACACGCUACGGAGGCCUGGUGCCCAAGAGAACAUCCCUGGACAGCUUUGCUACCCUGCUGCUGGUGGAGGGACUCUCGGAUUUGCAGCAGAAGGAGCACGAUGCCUUGCAAAUUGAGGCUACAAAAGGCAUGGGGAGGCACCAUGCCAGACAGCUGGCACUGGACAAACUACUGCAGCCUCUUACCCGUGUGAGCAUCCCACCACGCAUCCUGCUCACAGUUGGAGUUGCCGGCAUUGGCAAGAGUACCUUGGUACGACACUUUGUCCAGCUCUGGUCCAAAGGGGACAUCUGUCAGGAUGUCAGCUUCAUCUUCCCUUUUACCUUCUGGGAGCUCAACGGGUUUGAGAAGCUGUCUGCUGAGCGACUCGUGAAGCAGGUCUAUCCCCACGUGACUAAUCUCAACCAUGUCUUCAAUGGGUCCUCUCGGGUCCUACUGAUCUUCGAUGGGCUGGACGAGUUCAAAUGCCCUCUGGAUUUCUCAGAUGCUAUGACUUGCACGGACCCCAAAAAGGAGGUUCCAGUGGACAACCUGAUUACUAACAUUGUGCGAGGGAACCUACUUCCUGAUGCAUCCGUCUGGAUAACUUCUAGACCCACUGUAGCUGCCCAGAUACCUGGAGGUCUGGUAGACAGGAUGACUGAGAUACCAGGAUUUGGAUACAAAGAAAUAGAGGCUUUUUUGUCAAGCAUGUUUCAGGAUGAAAAUCUUGUGAGCCAAAUAUGGUCCCAUUUAAAAUCCAACAAGAUUUUCCUUGUGAUGUCUUAUGUGCCUUGUAUUUGCUCAAUUGUGGCUUCCACUAUUGGGUUCCUCAUAAAGAAUGGCUCACAAGACUUACCCAGAACUUGGACAGAGCUCUACUCUUACUUUUUUAAAAUGAUAGUGGAGGGAGAUUCCAAGGAACCCCUGAAGAUAGAGCAGGCCUAUGGAAGCAGCCGGAAGAUAAUAGGGAGCCUAGGACGGCUGGCAUUCUAUGGGCUUAUCAAACGGAAGUAUACCUUCCAUGAGCAGGACAUGAAAGCUAAUGGCAUUGACAUGCCCUCCCUUCAGAGCAGCCUCAGCAGCUAUAUCCUUCUCAAGGAGGAGUCUGCAGCAAGCACAGUCUAUUGCUUCAUCCACCUUAGCAUCCAGGAGUUCCUAGCUGCCACUUACUACUACACAGCUUCCAAGCGGGCCAUCUUUGACCUCUUCACAGAGAGUGGCAUGUCUUGGCCUAAAAUUGGAUUCCAGAACCACUUCAAGAAUGCUCUGCAGAGAUCACAGCAAUCAGAAGAUGGUCAGCUGGACAUGUUUGUGCGCUUUCUGUCUGGUAUGCUCUCACCGCUGGUGGUCAGGCCUCUUUCUGGGCUAUUGCCAUUGGCUCGAGAUGAACACAGUGGUUUCAGGGUCCCUGCUGCAUCCUUCAUGCAAAGUGUCUUAAACUCAGGGUGCACAGUCUCCUUGCGGGCUGUCAACAUAGUGCACUGUCUGCAGGAGCUGCAGCACACGGAGCUAACACGGACUCUGGAGGAGGGCCUGCGUAACAACAACUUGGCUGGCAAGCUGACACCAAUCAACUGUUCGGUACUGGCUUACCUGUUACAGGUGUCUGAGGAGUGCACCGAGGAGACCAACCUCUCCAACUGCCUCAACUAUGGCAUUGUCAAGAGUCUUUUGCCACAGCUACUCUAUUGCACCAACAUCAGACUGGAAAAUAAUCAUUUCAAAGAUGAUGUCAUGGAGUUAUUGGGCAGCUUACUGAGUGCCAAGGAUUGUCACCUACAGAAAAUAAGCUUGGCAGAGAAUGCUAUCAGCAACAAAGGAGCCAAAGCCAUCAGCAGGUCUUUGAUGGUCAACAGGAGCCUGACCUCACUCGAUUUUCGCAGCAACAACAUUGGCCCCAAAGGAGCAAAAGCUCUAGCAGAUGCCCUCAAGAGAAACCAAGUUCUUGUGUCGCUCAGCCUCCAGAAUAACUUCAUUGAGGAGGAGGGAGCCAAAUCCAUUGCGGAAGUACUGGUGACGAAUCGCAAGCUAGUCACCUUGAAUUUACAGAAGAACUCCAUCAGCACCGAGGGAGCCCAGAGAAUCGCUGAGGCACUGAAGAAGAACCAGACUCUGAGGGAACUGAUUUUGUCCAGUAACCAGCUGGGGGACAAGGGUGUGGCAGCACUGGCCCAGGCGCUGACAGUCAAUCACAGCCUCAUCGCCCUUCACCUCCAAAGUAACUCCAUCAGCAACAAGGGGGUGAGUGUGCUGACCAAGGCCCUGCGGCACAACCGGGGACUCAGGCAUCUGAAUCUGCGUGAGAACUCCAUUGGCGUGGAAGGAGCUAAGGACAUGGCCAAAGCCCUGCAGGAGAACAACACCCUAACACAUCUGGAUCUCACAGCAAAUUUGUUGCAUGAUGAAGGGGCAAAGGCCAUAGCUGGUGCAAUGAAGAUCAACCAAGCUCUCACAUCCCUGCACCUCCAGUGGAAUUUCAUCAAGUCCAAAGCUGCCAAGGCCCUGGCUCAUGCCUUGCUGUCUAACACCACCCUGCAGCAACUGGAUCUCCAGGAAAAUGCCAUUGGGGAUGAGGGGAUGAUCGCUCUAGCAGAAGCCCUGAGGAGAAACACAGCUCUGAAGACAUUAUUCCUGCAGGGUGUCUCUGUUGGCCAAACUGGUGCCAUUGCACUGGCCGAAGCUCUCAUGUUCAACAAAACCCUGCACACCCUUGAUCUGCGUGGGAAUUCAAUUGGAAUGGAAGGAGCAAAAGCCAUGUCGAAUGCGCUGAAGAAAAACAGAAGUCUGCAAGUUUUAAAUUUGCAGGAGAACUCUUUAGGAAUGGAUGGAGCCAUCUUUAUUGCCACUGCCUUGACUGGAAACCACAAUCUCACUUACAUCAACCUCCAAGGGAACCGCAUUGGAGAAUCGGGUGCAAAGGUCAUCUCUGAUGCCAUCAAAACAAAUUCUCCGAACUGCGUGGUGAAGAUCUGAGCAAGCACAAGACUGUUCAUGGUUAUCACUGUUGGUGAUCUGAGCUUACCCCUGCUCCUCUGGGAGGAGCUGCUGGGUUGGCUGAUUUGAGGACACACCUAAUGGGAAACUUGAAUAAACAUACAAACAGAAGUCAAUAAAUUCUCAGGGAUUAUUCUGCAACAUCAGCAGAUCAUGUUCAUCCUCCCACUGCAGCUCUCUGAGCUCUCUUCUCCAUGGACACAUCUACAUUACUGAGCAUAUGGAUUCAUUCCAACUUGGUAGAGGGAUGAACAUCAGCUGUAGAAACUCAAACCCAAGGGAAGUGCUCGGUUUAAUUUGUAUCAUUACUUUUACUUAUUUAUGAGUAAGCCUAAUGAAGGCAAUCCAUUUUCUAACUCCAGCCAAACACUGUCCUUGUAUUUCCUUUUCUUGUGUUUGCUAAAAUUCUUCAAGGGAACUUUUACAUUUAAUCUGUGGCCUAAAGAUAAGGUGAUACAUCUAUGUAACAAUAACUGAUGCUAUUAUUUGACAGAUACUGUUACAUUUGAUCAUGUACACGUAUGUAACAAACUGAUACUUGAAUGCAAAACUCACUCUUUUGUAAGCCCAUUUAAUAUCAGCACUUAAUAUGCUGUAGGACUGUGUGAACUGUUUUCAUUGCUCAUGCAAUGAUGGAGCUUAUGAAAGUAUUGCAUAGAUAUUAAAAGUCUGUUGCAUAAAGAAACUAGAGAAAGGAGUUAGGAAGAAUCUUAUUAUAAACUAAAUUUGUGUGCAGGAUAAAUAUCUUUUACAUUAUACCUUUUCUGCUUAUUAUUUAUAUUUAAGAAUCAAGCCAGUGGUUCAAGAUGAGAAACUUUUAAUAAAAAAUGUUCUGCAUCACUUUUAUAUAUACUGCCAAAAAUGGGAUUAUUUUUUUACUUGAAUGUGUUCAAUAUAAUAAACAAUAUUUUAGUUACAUUACAAUAGCAUGUUAAUUUAUCAUUCCCUAUUACACAACAAAUAUUUCACAAUGGGAAACUAAAAGCUGAACUGUAUUAAAAACACAAGGUGCAGUAUGGAUUCUGUAUUUAUUAAUAAAAACAUGUAAAACUGUGUUCAGAAAA